CUACAGGUCUGUUGGGGGAAGCCGAUGAACAACAACCGCAUGCAUAACACAUACGGGAUACGCUACGACUCCAGAGCAUGAUUGUACACACGUUGGUCACCCGUGGAUCACUAGUAACGAAAAAAAAACGCUAUAGUGUCGUACUUGCCUUGUUGUAUACAAGUUGAACCAAUUGUAGUUGAGUUAGCCUUUGUUGGAUUGACUGUGUGAUACGUGGAGGAGUAUGAAGGACCGCGACCGAUACGACGACGGCGAAGCCCUCAGCAUCAAGAAGGAGGAGGGGUACACGGCUCUGUACGCUGUCCUGAAUGUGUCACCGGACGCUUCCCGAGCCGAUAUACAAAAGGCCUUUAAGCGACUGAGUCGAGUCUUUCAUCCGGACAAGCGGGUGCGUCUCGGGGUGUCGACCCAAAACAAUGGUACCAACAGUAUGGCGGAAGAAGCCUUCCAGACGAUUCGUCAAGCGCACGAUGUUCUUUCGGAUCCGGUUUUGCGCUUGACUUACGAUUACGCCGGCAUGUUGGCGGUGGAACUCCUGCUGCGCUCGCAUUUGGCACGGGGCGAUCGUAACGAACCAAGGGGCAGCCACGACGAGUCGUCGCGAUCGACCACGACCAACAAAAAUGAGGAGGAUUCCGACGCGGAAGAUCCCUGGGACCAGGACGACGACGACGACGACGAUGACGAGGGUAACUCUUUGGACUUGUACGUUCAAGUACGAGACGCCCCAUCCUACCAGUAUGCUACUCAAAUACUAGACGAUGCCUUGUAUCGAGUGCAAUCGCACCAAGCAUCCUCACGCACACACUCGCUUAACGGUUCUCUCGCAUUCCCUCACGUGCUCGGUGGUGGCGGUACACAGGACGGCUUUUGGGAGCAAGAUCGCGGUAGUUUGCAAUGGCAGACCAAACGACAAGUAUCGGCGCAAUGGACGGCAACGCUCGGGGCCGGUUCGGAAGUAUCCCGGACGGCGCAAACGGAAAUGUCCACGCAACUUUCGCUCGCCUAUACCCGACCCGGUUACGGACCGGUGGGAUCCGUGGAUGUCAUAUCGUCCUCCCGAAUGCCCGCAGCACCGGUCGUCAAAAUUCAAAGUGGACGUACACUUGCCAACCAGACCAACGUGUUGUUCAGUUUAGCCGGAUCCGUGGACAAUCCGGAGACCUGGACGUAUUCAUUUAUGUCCAGUCGGAAUAUUUUGUGGAAUUCGCCUAGUAGUGAAAGACGCAAGCAAAGUCAUUCGGACCCGUCGUCACCUAAAACGAUUCACGCCUCGUGGCAGUUGGGAAUUUCGUUGCUGGGAAAAUUGCAGUAUUUUCGGGUGGAAUUGCGUCAACCUACGUUGCCGCAUAAAUGGAGUGCCCGCAUCGGCCUCGAUGCGCUCGCUGGUACCUACGAAACCGCCACGUACACUGUAUCGUACGCGCGCCCUUUGGCACCACAAGUGGGCUGA
Molecule: messenger RNA, 1453 nt
Organism: Phaeodactylum tricornutum CCAP 1055/1
Lineage: Eukaryota; Bacillariophyta; Bacillariophyceae; Surirellales; Neidiaceae
Exons: 2
Coding region: 224-1453 (409 amino acids)
Biological process (GO): cristae formation
Source: RefSeq, a predicted model, not a curated record